CGAAAAAAAGAGAGCCGCGUAUUUCACAGAGGCGGAGUUGGAAGUUUUAAUGCAUGCUUAUGAGGAGUUUAAGCCAAUAAUAUUAAAAAGAAGCAAUACAGCUGCAUCGGCUAAAGCAAGAGAGUUGGCUUGGCAAAAAAUAACGGACAGAGUAAAUGCGUGUAAUCCUUCUGGAGCCACAAGAACUUUAAGCCAAGUCAAAAUGAAACACAAAAACAUUCUGCAAAAAGCUAACAGAAAAAAGACUGAAGCCCGUCUAACUGGCGGGGGGCCACCACCACCUCCCCUCACCCCAUCUGAGGAGCUGGCUCUGUCCCUUAAUAAAGGGCGACCAGUGGUUGCUGGCAUUCCAGGGGGCAGUUCAUCACACAUACUAUGCACCACAAGUGAUGGUGAAAAAAGGGUGAAAUAUACUGAUGGACGGAUUGUAUUAUUGGACUCUCCAGAAAGAACACAGUCUGUCACAGUUGAUGAAGAUGAUGAUGACGAUGAAGAGACCACAUCUGCUGUGACAGAAGUGGACAAUGCUGGUAGAUCCACUGAGUACAUACCUAGGGAUUUGCCCACAGAUGAGGGUCCUUCAGCCUCAGCACACAAUCUAAGCAGGUUGCCAGCAAAGGAGCUGUAUAAGGUCCAUCUUCAAAAACAAAUAAGAAAAAGUGACAUGGAGAUGGACCAUAUACAGCUUCAAAUGGAAGAGAAAAGGCUCCUCAUUAAAAAAGCAGCACUUGAAAUAGAAUUACUUGAGAAUCGCCUUAAGGUGAGAACUUGUCUGAAUAUUAAUCUGUUGCAUGUUAAAAGUGGUCUGUCUGUCUCUAUCUAUCUAUCUAUCUAUCUAUCUAUCUAUCUAUCUAUCUAUCUAUCUAUCUAGCUAUCUAUCUAUCUG
Carassius gibelio (silver crucian carp) is the source of this 886-nucleotide messenger RNA. RefSeq lists its product as uncharacterized. The coding region runs from base 50 to 871 and encodes 273 amino acids. The transcript has 7 exons. The record is from RefSeq and is a predicted model, not a curated record. NCBI's taxonomy places the organism in Eukaryota, Metazoa, Chordata, Actinopteri, Cypriniformes, Cyprinidae.